AUGCCAAUCAUUAUAGUUUUUUGUAGUUUUUGUAUCGGAUCAUGUGUUGUUACUGUAGCCAUUCAUGCUAUAGGUGAUAGAGCAAAUGACAGGAUCCUUGAUAUGUAUGAAUCCAUAAUUUCUAAAAAUGGAAUAAGGUAUCGAAGAUUCCGGAUUGUGCAUGCCCAUCAUCUUUUACCUAUGACUGCAGACCAGUUUGGUGAACUAGGGAUUAUUGCUUCAGUACAGCCAGAGCACCUAUUGUAUGAUUUUGAAUCUGCCACAAAAAAGCUUGGAUUGGAUAGGGCUCGAAAGGGUUCUUAUUUGUUUGGGUCACUUCUAAGUGGCAAUGCUACUUUAGCAUUUGGUUUAGACUGGCCUGCAUUUGUAUCCUUUGUUCAACACAACUUCAUGCUGAAUAACGAGGUUAUAGCGAGCAAAGCGCUUGCACUGGAGGCUAGAGACGCCCAUCUGAAGCUCAAGGAUGAACUCAAAGUAGCGAAGCUGGAGGUUGCAUCCAGGGAUGCAGCCAUCCAGAAAAUUUCUGAGCUCUAG
Humulus lupulus (European hop) is the source of this 534-nucleotide messenger RNA. RefSeq names its product protein LONG AFTER FAR-RED 3-like. The transcript is spliced from 5 exons. The coding region runs from base 1 to 534 and encodes 177 amino acids. Lineage: Eukaryota; Viridiplantae; Streptophyta; Magnoliopsida; Rosales; Cannabaceae. The record is from RefSeq and is a predicted model, not a curated record.